Messenger RNA from Salvia miltiorrhiza (redroot sage), 2534 nucleotides. RefSeq names its product condensin-2 complex subunit H2. The coding region runs from base 228 to 2243 and encodes 671 amino acids. Gene Ontology annotation, cellular component: nucleus; condensin complex. Gene Ontology annotation, molecular function: chromatin binding. The record is from RefSeq and is a predicted model, not a curated record. The transcript has 11 exons. NCBI's taxonomy places the organism in Eukaryota, Viridiplantae, Streptophyta, Magnoliopsida, Lamiales, Lamiaceae. Gene Ontology annotation, biological process: meiotic chromosome condensation; mitotic sister chromatid separation.
UACUGAGCUUAGAGCGGGAAAAUAUUUCGUAUAAAAAUUUCAAAUCUCUGCCUCUCUCUCUCUCUCUCUCUCACACACAUACUCAUACACACAGAGAAGCAUAAUACUACAUCCCGAUAACUCGCUCGCCCAUCAAAAUCCCCAAUUUUGAUAGCCCUAGGUUUCUUUGCAAUGGUGGCACCGUGCUGAAUAGAACUAAUGGAAGGAUUAGAGAUUAUCUGCAGAAGAUGAACGACGAUUUGGACAGCUCCGAAUCUUCCUCCGGGAGAUUUCUGCAGACAGUACGGCCUCUCCGCGACCUCGAGUCGAAUUGGACCGUCGAUUUGGCGAAGAAUUUGGAGGAAUACUUGCUCAAGGUUUGCUCGGGACAAAUCUCCGGCGAAGAUGCCAAGUUAUCUGUGAAUUUCGCUGAAGCUGCUUUGCUGCUUCAGGGAUCAGUGCAGGUGUACAGUAGGAAAGUAGAGUAUUUGUAUUCAUUGGUUCUCCAUGCGUUGGAUUUCAUUUCAAAGAAAAGUGAAGAAGAUCAAGAAGCAGGUCCAUCUGAUCGCCGAAAUUCAACUGGCGCACAUAGUGCAAAAGAAGAAGGGGAUGAUCCUUUUUGGGGUUUAGAUGAUAUACCCGUUGAUGCAAAGAGCUUGCUGGAUAAUGCAACCUGUAGAGAUGUACCGCCCAGUCAUUUUGUGCGUCCCCCUGCAAACAUAGUCGUGCUUGAAGGUGAAUGCUUGGAUGCUGGUGGUGAUGCUGGUGGGGAGCUGGAGUCGUAUCUGUUAGCCACAUGUGAUCUUUACCGGGAUUUCAUUCUGCUGGACUCUUGUGAUGCCAUAGCUGUUGACAAUUUUCUUGAUUCUAAAGCUGGUAAAGGGCCAAGUAAUGUGUAUGGGAUCAGCUCUGUAACUUCUAAGGGCCGUAAGAGCUUUCAGUCGCCAUCAAGACGAUCUGGGGGAACUGCACAAAAGCUGUCUGCUAAAAAGAAAAAUGAUGCAAAUCCGUUCCAGUCACCUUGUGUUGAUAAAAGAUUUGAAUCGAAUGACUGCAAUAUUGGGCAUACUCCUCCUGCUUGUGAUUUUGCAAACCAUGAUGAUGGAUUUGGAACGGGAGAUGCAUAUUCAGAACCUGGAGACUUCGAUGACUCUGAUGAUGAUAAUGAUCCAUGGAAACCUCUGAAUCCUCAUGAACCAGGGAACUUGAAAGUGAAACCCUACAAAAGAGUGAAAGGUAAAACAAGGUUAAAUGUUGGUUCACAGAAGCAUCCAUCUUUGACUGCGGAAUUCCCUCUUGCAAAACUUGACAGUCUUGUUAGCCCUGAACUAAACGGAAUUUGGGGAGCAAAAUUACAUGCCUCCGAAAAUCUUGGAAGAUCAGAAUCUCUAACCCUAUAUGAGAAGCUGCGGCAAUCACUAGUUAUGGGGGAGAAAAGAACAAAGGAUACCUGUAAUCCUGAAAAUAAUACUGAAGAUAAUGGAUAUGAAGGCAACGGAUACGAGAGUGGAGAUCCAGAUACUGGGCCAUCAUAUUUUGACAUGCCGGAUAAAACAUUCAAUCAUGAAGAUGAACCUCCUCACCAAGAAAAGGAAAAUCCAGAUGCUCAUGCAAAUCUUGAAGACCUGUGCCGUUCUCACUUGGAUUCGCUUCUUGAAACCCUUGCUGAAAACGAGAAGCAGACAGAAUUAGCUACUCGAGUUUCUUCAUGGAAGCAAAGAAUCGAGCAGAAUCUGGAAGAGCAAGAUGCACGCCCACCAUUCGACAUUCACGUAUAUGGUGAAAGAGUUCUUGAUAAGCUAUCCACGGAAGGAUAUGGUGGAAAUGCCUUGUCAUUUGGUGAUGUAGUCAAAGGCCAAAAGAAGCAUGAUGUUGCUAGAACCUUUUCAGCUCUUCUGCAACUGGUGAACAACGGCGACGUUGAUCUGGUGAGAGGCAGCCAAGCUAGCGCGUCGACUUGCCACUCAGAUGAAAAUUCAUUCCAUCUCCGACUGCUCAAGAAUGAGAGGAAGAAAGGAAUCCUCCUUCAGUCAUGUAAAAAGAGAGCCAAAUCUCCUCUAGUCAAGAACAAGGCCAAAAUCAAGAACAAGGGGAAGGAAAACUGCGUCGUGUCAGAUUCAUCACCUCAGGCUCAGGCUUAUUCCUCAAGCUACAGAUUCUCCAUAAGCAUAGGAAAAUCUAACAGUGCCCGAUGCACCCCUGAAGGCAAGAAGAGACGGAAAUCACGUGUAGUUGCACCGUUGGACAUUAACUUUGUGGGAUGAUGAUUCUACCUGGUAGACAGAUGCAGCUGUGCAUCCUCUACCCCGGCAGGCAGACGACAUGUUUAUACACUUUCAGGAAGUGGAGGUGGAAGAGAGAUGAAGAUAUUGCAUAGCAAUUUUAGGAUAUUGACUUAACCAAGUGAAAGCUAAUUUGUAUGUAACAUUUGUCUUUGUAUUGUCAUAACUGCAGAAUUAGUACAUUGUAUCAUUUCACUCCUAGUGUACGCGCUUCCUUUGCAUUGUGAUGAAGCAAAACAUUUGAUUCUCCGAAAUAUUUUGAGAUUUCAAGAA